CUCUGGGGUAAAAAAUGUGAAAGUGAAAAAAACACAUCAGCAAGUCUUCAGCCUAUGGUUGAUGUUCAAGGGUGUGAAAAAAACAAGUGUUUUGUUUCUAAAGUUUGUGUAAGCAGGAAGCUUGUGGUCUUCUUUUCGUCAGACGGGAGGAUGACCCCCGAGCAGCCUGCAGAAGUCCCAGUUCAUCAUGGAGUUAGCAGCACUCUGCUCUGUUUUCGCUUCUCUGAGAGUCCUUCCCAGCAGGUCCCAGUUCUUCCAGUACGAGUCUGUCACUCUGAGCUGUGAGCUUCAUGGAAACCUCUCUGGAUGGAGAAUCAGAAGAACCAUCGAUCAGGGAAACACAACCGAAGACUGUCCUUCCUCCUCGAACAGAAGUGACUCCGUCUGCUUCAUCAGAGAACUGUACUACUGGGACAGUGGAGUCUACUGGUGUGAGUCUGCAGAGGGAAAGUGCAGCAAUAAAGUCAACAUCACUGUGACAGCUCUAGAUUUGAUUCUUGAGGCUCCUGUACUUCCAGUGGUGGAAGGAGAAGUUGUGACUCUGGGGUGCAGGAACAGGACGUCUUCCGGCUUCUCCUUCUUCUACAAAAACAGGCUCCUGGUUGGGAACAGUUCAACAGGAAACUGGACCAUUGAAAGAGUUUCUAAGUCGGAUGAGGGCUUUUACCAAUGCAGCAGCUCUGGAAGGGAUUACUUCUCUCCUGACAGCUGGCUGGAUGUCACAGGCGUGUUGUCGUCUGGGGAAACGCCUGCAUGGCCCCUCACGCCUGUGCUGCUUCCUGUGGUGGGUGUCUGCCUGCUGUUCACGCUGAUGCUGCUCUUCCUCUGGAGGAACCUCAAAGGGAAAGUGGACCGCAGCGUCUCCUACAUAGACGUCACCAUCACUCCGGAUGUGGAGCCACGGAGGAUCAGAGACGUGGAAGACACCUCCACCUUCUACUCCAUGCUGAACCUGGCAGGAAGUUCUCAACAGUUAGACCAAUGCUGAGACAAAGACAGAAGAACGUGGAGAAAUCUUCUCUUCAAUCAAGUAUUUAGACCUGAACCGAGGUUACGUGAACACAUGCUUCUCUUUGUCUGGUCAUGGAUCAUCUACAACUCAUUUGAGCCGUCUACGUCAUGUUAGUUAACGUCAAUGUUGUUUUCAACUGUUACAUAAAAAUCUUUAUUAUUCUGUUCUAAAAAAACAUUUUUGUGCGUAAGACCGACGCCUCGUGUAAUUGUCUCCUAAUCAUCCUUUCUUGUGACUGUCAUCACUUCUUUAUCCUGUGACCUUCCCACAUGUUUAUAAUGUUACUAUGUUUUGCCUUUGUUUGUAUCUCGUCUCGUCACUUUGUGAUGGACGUUCUCAGAAGCUUUUAUGAGCCAGACGUGCCCUGAAUAAAUACUACAGCUCAAGUUUACUUAAGAUAGAAGCUAUAAACAGGAAUGUUCACUUUCUGGAUUCCCAACAUGCUGCUUACCUAAUGACUUUCAGGUCAUGAGGUCAUCACAUUUUGUUAAUUAUUUGAUGAAUCAAGUAUUCCAUAUAUGGUUUUAACCAGCAGGUUUAACAGGAACUUUCUCCUUCAGGAAGGAAGUGUCGUCAGAAAGAAUUUUCUGUUGUGAUCACAACAUAACCAAAUUAAAGCCUAAAAUACACCAGAGAACUUUGCGGGGGUGUGAAUAUUUGACUUUUUUAGGCCUGACGUUACACAAUUCCAGCUAAAGAUGAGCUCACUGGAUUUAUUUUAACCUGAUUAAUUCACAACAUGGACUAGCAUUUAAUCCAGAACUCCACUGGAUUUAGCAUCAAAUUAACCCUCAAGAAUAUAUUUUCAUGUUACUGGAAUUAUUUUUUUUAUAUAACAAUUAAUUUUCACGUUAAUAUUUAGCAAUAGAAACUUAAAAAUCUCUAAAAUAUUCAAAUGAUAAUUCUAUCAGAAAAUAAAACCUAC
This is a messenger RNA of Oryzias melastigma (Indian medaka), 1937 nucleotides long. Its product is annotated as low affinity immunoglobulin gamma Fc region receptor II. Lineage: Eukaryota; Metazoa; Chordata; Actinopteri; Beloniformes; Adrianichthyidae. Gene Ontology annotation, molecular function: transmembrane signaling receptor activity. The record is from RefSeq and is a predicted model, not a curated record. Gene Ontology annotation, biological process: cell surface receptor signaling pathway.